GGCAUUAUGCUCAACACCUUCGCUCUCCUCUUACUAAUGUGCCAGCUCAGACAGAUAAGGACUUAAAUGUUGACGUCCUCUCCGGAGGCGUUUUCUGGACUGGACCAGUCAAGCAAUUAUGGGGAUAUUCAAUUACUCCCAUCGCGCCCUUCAUAAAUAACUGCGACAUUAAAAUAACUAUAUUAGGGCUUGGAAUUAUUGACAAGACUGUCAUUCCGUUUAGUGCACACCAGUGCUUUUCAUUUAAAGUGACGAGGGGAGAGGGAGACUGUUAACAAAACGCGCGUUAUCAUUCUCGCCACGUCGCCUACUUUCGCUUCUUUGGCAGUUAUUACAGAGGGUUACUUGUGCCUUAAACAUGUGACUUAGUGAGAGAGGGGCACAGGGGAGAGCUCAAGCGCCCAUGCCCGCUAUUUGCUGCUGGGCGCCUACCUACAGUGUCUCCAGGAUCUGGCUCCCGCGCUCCUCCACACGGCGAUGCGGAGUAGGCGGGUCAAGUAUAGGAAAAAAAAAGCAGCGCUGGGGUGGAAUUCAUGACGGGAUAUUUAACCGUCUUCGUGGGGCGGCUGUCCGCGUCCCGGUAGCCGCAUUCCGUCGCAUCUGUCCGACACUGGACCCCCGCCGGUUUCUGGCUGAAACGAAUGCGCAAACGCGUCUUUUUAAUCUCCUAAUCGACAGCCCCUUUGCGCUCCUUGAGUCUCUGUCCUCCUCCUCCUCCUCCUCUACUCGUGUCUGCUCUUGACUAGAUCUCCUGCUGGAUGAUUUCAUUUUGUUAAGUCAUUAUCCACAGAAAGGUCAGAGCCUCUGCUUCUAGCAACUGAAUUACACUGGGAUAAGCCGACUUUUCACCCCCGGCAGAAAGUCAAAGUUUCUCACUGGUGUAGAACCGUGCGACGGAUUGGUCCGGAGCAGUCAUCCUCGCCUAUCACUUUUUUUUAUACCUCUUUUCGGAUCCUCGAGUGUGUACUAGAGGAUUUUUGGAGAGCUGUCUUUUUUUUUUCUUUCUCCGCGGAGUUGCUUUUCAACCCUGACAAACUGUGACAUGAGUUUACGAUAUCGGGAGUUGAGAGCCACCGGGAUUCAGCAAGAGAAUGGGAAAUACUGAGUUCAACUUUAUCUGCUGUUCCAAACCGCGGUGUUCGGGGGGCGUUGAGGUGAUGCAUGUCCCCCGGUCAUCCCAGUGGAGGAGCCAGCUAACAACGAGUGGCUUUGGCUGCUGAACGCACCCCCUCCCACCAUCACCACCCUCAUCCCUUCCUCGCUCCCUCCAUCUCUGAUGGCUCUAUGGGGCGUCGUCAGCCUCAGCCUUCACUGCUGGGUGUGUUUACAUUCUGCGGUAACAGCAGCAGCGGUAGCAACUGCCAGCCUCCCCAAUGACAAGCCUGGGGGCCCCCUGGACUGGCUCCUGUCUGAUAAAGGGCCUUUCCACCACUCCCCAGAGUACAUUGACUUUCUGGAGAAGAACCGGCAAGGCUUCUCCACCAGAUACAAGAUAUACAGGGAGUUUGGGAGAUGGAAGGUGAACAACUUGGCAGUGGAAAGGAGAGAUUUCUUAGAGUCUUCGUUACCUCUGACUCCUGAUUUCAUCAGGAACAUCCGAAUGUUGGGCCGCAGGCCCACCACCCAGAUGAUAACUGACAAUCUGAUCCGGAAGUACGGGACUCACUUUCUGUUGUCAGCUACACUGGGAGGAGAAGAGGCCUUAACGAUAUUUGUGGACAAGAGGAAACUGAGUAAGAAGGCAGAGGUGAGCGAUUACUCGAGUAACUCCUCCACUGUGACUCUGGAAGCUCUGCACCAGCUGGCUGCCUCCUACUUCAUCGACAGGGAGAGCACUUUGCGCAAGCUGCACCACAUCCAGAUCGCCUCCACUGCCAUCAAGGUGACAGAGACCCGCACAGGUCCUCUUGGAUGUAGUAACUAUGACAACCUUGACUCUGUUAGCUCUGUGCUGGUUCAGAGCCCCGAAAAUAAAGUCCAGCUGCAAGGCUUGCAGGUGAUCCUUCCAGACUACUUGCGAGAAAGCUUUGUGCAGGCUGCUCUGAGCUACAUCGCCUGUAAUGGAGAGGGGGAAUUUGUCUGCAAGGACAAUGACUGCUGGUGCCAUUGUAACCCCAAGUUCCCAGAGUGCAACUGCCCCUAUAUGGACAUCCAAGCCAUGGAGGAGAGCCUGGAGAGGAUCACAGAGACAUGGGCGAUGCUCUAUAAAGAGUUUGAGGAAUCCGAUGAAUUCAAGGCGUUCUAUGCGAGGCUCCCCCACAACUAUUUCCUGAACGUGUCAGGCAUCCAACACUUGUGGUCGAUGGACAACCUGUUCCAGUGGCGAUAUGAGCAGUUGGAGAACAGCAUGCGGGUCCUUGCCAGUCGAGCGCAGAGAGUCAUCUUCAAGCUCUUCAGUCUCAGUAAAAGAUGUCAUCGACAGCCCCAAGUGCGCCUACCAAGAGAACGGCCUCAGUCCUACUGGCUGAGUCACUUGCAGUCCCUCCUGUAUUGCUCAGAGAACAACCAGCUUGGUGCAUUCUCAGAGGAGCUCCACAGCUGCAGCUGCCGAUACGACCACAGCCCCUGUCAGCUGCCGCCGCCUUGCUCUGUCGGGGAGGGCUCGGCAUGCGCGGCCUGUGCACCAGACAACCACACCCGCUGUGGGAGCUGCAACCCGGGCUUCGCCCUGAUACAGGGGGCCUGCAGGUCCAUGGUGGCGGACUCUACGGAGAACUACCUGGGAUUCGAGACGGACCUCCAGGAUUUGGAGCUGGGCUACCUACUGCAGAGAAGUGACCGCAGGCUAGAGGUCCACGCAAUAUUCAUCAGCAAUGACAUGCGACUCAACAGCUGGUUUGACCCUUCGUGGAGAAAGAGGAUGCUGCUGACGCUGAAGAGCAACAAGUACAAGUCCAACAUGGUCCACAUGCUGCUGGGAGUAUCCCUCCAGAUCUGCCUUACCAAGAACAGCACCCUGGAGCCUGUCCUUACUCUCUACAUCAACCCCUUUGGAGGGAGCCACUCAGAGAGCUGGUUAAUCCCUGUGAAUGAGAACAAUUUUCCAGAUUGGCAGUCCACCAAGCUGGACCUGCCCUUCGAGUGCUAUAACUGGACUCUGACGCUGGGCAACAAGUGGAAAACCUUCUUUGAAACCAUCCACAUCUACCUUCGGAGCCGGAUAAAGACUCAAGAUGGAGUGAAUGACAGCAUAUAUUACGAGCCUUUAGAAGUAACGGAUCCUGCUCGGAACCUGGGCUACAUGAAGAUCAACAGCAUCCAGGUCUUUGGCUACAGCAUGCACUUUGACCCAGAGGCAAUCCGCGACUUGAUUCUGCAGCUGGACUACCCAUACACCCAAGGGUCCCAGGACACUGCCAUGCUUCAGCUCUUGGAAAUACGAGACAGGGUGAACCGGCUGUCCCCUCCGGUACAACAGAGGUUGGAUCUGUUUGCUUGUCUUCUGCGACACCGUCUCAAACUUACUGCCAGCGAGGUGGUUCGCAUUCAUGCCUCCUUACAGGCCUUCAGCUCACGUCUGCCCAAUUCGAUGGAUUACGAGACCACCAAGUUGUGCAGUUAACAGUUGCUUGAAGGGAGAAUUGGACCAGCUUGUACUGAACUCCUGGACACCAGAACAGUCCUCAUUGUGGUGCAGAUGCUUACAGUUGUGCUCUGUCUCUAUGGAUUACCAAAUCGUAUGGUAAAACAGGAGCGAACCAGUUGUGGACAGCUGAAGAAUGUACUCAUCUGGCUGUUUUGGUUUCUGUUUUGUGGCAACUACCCUUCAGUGCUAGAUCAUAAAGAAUGAGGCGGACCGGCGAAAAAAACGCACAACUGUUUCACAAGAACAAACUAUACGAGAAAGAAUUAUACAGUACAAACUAAAAUACAUUAAAGUUGAACCAUCCUGUUUCAAUAUGACUCUGCUCAUUUCUACUGUAAGUACCAAUGCCAAAUGAAUGGACAGUUUAUGGUAAAAAUGGUUAAGUCUGUUUGUUUGUAACUUUUAUAUGUUCCUUUGCUUCAGUAACAGUGCACUUUCCAUGAAGACCAGAAUACAGUGGUGUCAGUCAAGAUUUUGUAGAUAAAUUGAUAUUAAAACAUCAUGUUAUAACAGAU
Anarrhichthys ocellatus (wolf-eel) is the source of this 4101-nucleotide messenger RNA. It is a transcript of the gene brinp3a.2, whose product is annotated as bone morphogenetic protein/retinoic acid inducible neural-specific 3a, tandem duplicate 2. Gene Ontology annotation, biological process: cellular response to retinoic acid; nervous system development; negative regulation of mitotic cell cycle. Gene Ontology annotation, cellular component: cytoplasm; dendrite; neuronal cell body. The transcript has 9 exons. The record is from RefSeq and is a predicted model, not a curated record. Bases 1277 to 3562 code for a protein of 761 amino acids. Lineage: Eukaryota; Metazoa; Chordata; Actinopteri; Perciformes; Anarhichadidae.